This is a messenger RNA of Zingiber officinale, 3534 nucleotides long. RefSeq lists its product as uncharacterized. Lineage: Eukaryota; Viridiplantae; Streptophyta; Magnoliopsida; Zingiberales; Zingiberaceae. The record is from RefSeq and is a predicted model, not a curated record. The coding region runs from base 952 to 2778 and encodes 608 amino acids. The transcript is spliced from 3 exons.
UUCCGACGACGAUUCUACUAAAGAUCUCAUCAUACAAAAUUGUCGGUAGUCUUUAGUUUUCAAAUUACUUGUAAUCAUUUAAAAUUUUAUUUCUACUCUUUACGAUUGAUUAGUCUUUGCCUAUCGAAAGCAGUCUCAUGUGCGGACCUUGGAGCAGGAGUCAUCACAUACUCCGAACAAAAUAAAAAAAACGUAUUAGUGAUUGCUUGAUUUUCUUUCUGUCUUUCUGCUUUUACUCCGAUUUGAGUUUAAUUAUUAGUAGAAACUGUAUCACUUAGAGAUAAAUGAAAAGUGUCAAAGAUGAAAAAAGUUUUCUAGGUCAGAAACAAUAACAUGACUCAAAGGUCGAUGAAAGGUUCCAAAGAUGAAGAAAGCUUUUCAGGCCCGAAACAAUAAAAUGGCCCAGAGGUAGAUGAACGGUGCCAAAGAUGAAGAAGGUUUUCUAGGUCAGGAACAAUAAAAUGGCUCAGAGGUAGAUGAAGGGUGCCAUUUACUUAUGAACAAGGCUGUCUAAGCCAAAAACAAGAGCAUGACUGAAGGGCCGGGCAUCUAUUCUUUCGUGUCUUUCAGGCAAAGACGUUUUUCAGAUGAUUUCACACACACAAGGAACUUGAUUUGGAUAGGACUCACUGCAUCCGACCCGAUCCGAUUCCGGACCCCAAACCCCUCAAUCAAAUCGCGUCUAAUGGCUAUCCUCCGAAUCUGCGAAGCGGGCGGGAGAAGAGAGGAGGCGGGAGGAGAGGAGAGGAGAGGACGACGCGUUGAUAGGCGCGGCGGGGCGGCGUAAUCUUCUUCCUGCCGUCGCGAUCUUACAACGCCCUUGCGGUGAAAGCGAACAAGGAAAUUUCUAACGCCAGAUCUCCCCUUCUCCCCCAGAAAGAUUCGAUCUUUCUGUGUCGUUCCUCUUCCGAGGCAAUCAUUCGAUCGGGAACUGAGCACGCGCUCCGGCCCAUGAAGGGGCGGUCUCAGCUGCCCCAGGCAGAGCCUCCGGUCGACUGGGGCGACGGUUCCUGGACCGUGGACUGCUCCUGCGGUAUCACGUUCAAUGAUGGAGAAGAGAUGGUGAGCUGCGACGAGUGCGGAGUCUGGGUGCACACCCGCUGCUGCCGAUACGUCGGCGGCGAAGCCUCCUUCGCUUGCCACAACUGCAAGGCGGCCUUCCGUUUGCUCCGCUCCGCUCGUAACCUGGAAGCCGCCGACGAGGAGGAGGAGACCGAGGUCGCUCGUCUCCUCGUCGAGCUCCCUACCAAGACGGACGCCUGCCCUCCUCCCCCACCCGCGCUCCCGCCUCAGUCCCACGCCUCCGGAGCCGCCACCCACCGGCCACGCUUUUGUGGGCAAAUCCCCCUCGAGGAGCGCGUCUAUGUGCACGGAGUUCCUGUCGGGAAGCCCAGUUUGUUUGGGGAUUUUUCGACGCUUUUCACGUCUCAGCUCUGGAAGUGCACCAGCUACUUGCCCAAAAGCUUCAAUUUCAGAUACAAGGAGUUCCCUUGCUGGGAGGAGGAUGAGAAAGAGGAGAAAAAAGAGGAGGCAACUCAUAAAUAUGGAGAGGAGGUUGAGAACCCAGCCAACAGAGGCGCCGAUGUGCUGUUCUCCCUCUCCAAGGAAAUUUUUCCUUACGUCCCAGUGAAGAAAUUUGAUUCGGCUAUGAAACUUGAAGAAAGAAAAAUCCCCACAGGCAGCCGCUCUCUUAGCUGCAGAAAUAAAGAUAGGAGCAAGGUUAGGACAUUUGGGCAGGUGAAACUUGCUAAGAAGAGGAGGGAGGAGCCAAGAGAAGCAAAGAAUUGGAGCGGGAAGAAGAAAGCACGAAGUAUUGCUGACAAAAUCGCUGGUGAAAAUAAGAGGCGAGGUUCUAUUCAUUUCCCUGGGACAAAGAUAUACGAAUUUUAUGAGGACAAGGAUCUCCAAGUUGAAGAGGCAUGCAAUCCUGAUCCUAAAAGUGUGGAUGAAAAUGUAGAAAUAUCCUUGGAACCCAGUAGUUCUGGUGAGCCUAAGCACCUACAAACUAAUAGUAAUACAGGGAUAUCAUGCGAAGGUAACAUGUUUGGAGCACAAGCUAAGGUUGAGAAUCUUGAUCAGCUGGAAAAUUCUUCUAAAAUAUAUCUCACCUCCCCAUGUGCUGUAACUGACGUCACAACAUUUAGUAUUGAUGAGGUUGGCAGCAGUGCUGUGUACUGUUUGAAACAGCCCAAAGACGAGAAUACUCUAGGACAUUUUUCUAAGGCUUCUUUGCAUGUUGUAAUGGGCUUAGGAGCUCCAAAGCUUGCCAUUACUGAUCUUGCAAGUGGUUGUAAAGACUUUUUGGAUGAGCCACUACUAUUAGGCUCACAGCCUGCAGUUACAACAAUUACAAAAGUGGAGUUAAAUAAAGAAAUUAACGAGGCUGAUGGCCUAUCAACAGUGAAUUUGAAUGUUCCUGCUCGUCACACCCCUGGAAAGUUGUGUGAUUUAGCUGACCAAGCACCACAACUAAUUAAUCACUUAUCUGAAAACAUUCAGAACCUAGAGAAUAGAUCCAGUUUUGCAUCUUUUGGACAAAGGCUCCAGGGUGUUAGAAGAGAGACUAAAGAAUUGAAAGAAGCAAUGCUUCCAAGAAAUGGUGAGACUAAGAAAAGACGAUUGAAGGAUUCAGUAGAACAUAAACAUUCCCUGGAGAUAGGACAUGGUUCAAAUACUAGAGGUGCUGGAGACUCACAAUCAUCUUUGAGCAAAUUGGUACCUGUUGAGUUGAAUUCCGCAGUCAGCGUCCUUAAGGAUUCUUCAACUUCAUCAAAUUAACUAUUUCAGGUGUUAACUUGUCCACCACGACAUCUAAAUCCUCAGCUGGUAAGGCUAGUAGAUUAACCAAACAAAAACGAGUAAAGGUGAACUCAAGUAUUGUUCACAAGGAAAAAAAUACACCAAUUCCAGUUAAAAUUCUGGAAGAAGUUUCUGAAAAUCCAGCAAAGUGCCAGUCAAAAAUUUCUAUAUUUUCUGGAUUUAAUCCACCACAAGGUACUAACACCUCUAAGCACUUGGUAUCUAGUACAAAAGAAGAAUCACCUUUCCGGUCUUCAAAAGUCUCUGCCAAACACACUGCAAUGGGAACUCUAAGGUCUGACAAUGUGGUUGGUUCAUGGCAGUCUCAAGUGGCUUCUGGUCAAACUAAGCCAGUUUCUUCAAACCUGUCUCAGAGAACUGUAAAGAGCCAUCAAACAGGUUCAUACACUUCAGAAAAAGCUUCAAAUGCCUCCAUGUUUAUGCAUGCAUCUGCCUCAUCUAAUGCUACCUUGAGAUUAAGUGAUGAAGAGGUAAUGUAAGGACUGCAAUCGAAUAUAAUCUCUUAUCAAGGCUAUUUAUUCACACUUUUUUUUUUCUCUUCACAAUCUUACCCAUCCAUUGUUUGUGUUCUUCUGAAUAGAAAUCCCUUGUACAUAAUAAAGCCUGGUUUUGAGUCAGGAUAACUUUCCGACCAAAAACCGGGGUCAUGAUUGUAUGAAGUAGAGAAUAAGAGAAACAUGAGCAACACAAACAUUUUCGAUGGGUUUCCCUCAA